This is a messenger RNA of Sus scrofa (pig), 2708 nucleotides long. Lineage: Eukaryota; Metazoa; Chordata; Mammalia; Artiodactyla; Suidae. The record is from RefSeq and is a predicted model, not a curated record.
AUAUGCCUUGGGUGUGGCUCUAAAAAGACAAAAAAAAAAUUUAUUUAUUCACUCAUUCAUUCAUUCAUUGGCUGUCCUCUCAUUAGAAUAUGAACUCCAUUCAGGUAAGAACCUGAUCUGUUGUAUCAACUUCUGGAUCCUCAGAUCAGAGAAUAGCAACUGGUACCUAGUAGGCACUCAGCAAACAAUUGCUGAAUGAAUGAAUGAUAUUUUGGUACCUGGUCCCUGGCCAGGCCUCGAGGAGUGUUGUGCCAACGCUGCCUUUUCCCAGCUCUCAGACUGAUUAUGAUCAUCUCUUUCCAACUUUGCAUCCAGUGACAUUACACUGGUAGCUUAAAAUCUGCUCUGACGGGAGUAUUUAUACCACAGAAAUCGGCAAACAUGACAAAUCAGGACUUUGAUUUUUCCUUUUUUGGAAAGCAGUUUACCAUUACACCACUUUUAAUCUCUGAAACUCUUUCCUCCAAGGACUUCGGAACACUGGGAGUGGAAGCAGUGCUACCUCUGGGCCCUGGUGGCAAAAUCUGUUCCUGAGUUUGAAAUGGAAGUAUUCUACCUGGAACAAAGCUUAGUUUGGGUUCUGUGAGACCUGAAGGGAAGAAACCUCCGUCAGGCCUUGAGGGUUUGCUGCUUUGAGAGGGCAGGGACAUAACCCCACAGGGGAGAGCACGCUUCUCUGGCGGAGCUGCCCUGGUUAUACUUGUGGCUACUCUCUCAUGCAUCUUGCAGGAAGCAAUUAUUAAAGAGAUGACAUGAGAAAAUGAACUCACCGGGGGCCCAGAAACAUUUAGGGAGACUUUUCAGGGGGAGAGAUAUUUGAUAGAUGGGGGCUUACAAGGCAGAAGUAGUGAUUAUUCUUAUGCACCCUCUGACUGGUGGGACUAUAGCUAGACCAGCUUGGAAGGAAAUCAGAGGCUGAUUCUUGUGUUUGAGCUUCCAGCUUUUGGUACCAAGAGCUGAGACUGCGGUUCUCAGACUUAGGGAGUAAAAGAACCACACAAGAGCUUUAGAAAUACAGACUCAUGGCGACCCUCUCUGGCUUCCUCCAGAUUUAGUAGGUGGAAAUAAACCAGUUAUCUGCAUUUUUUUAACAAAUGACCCAGUGGUCUGUAGAACACAUUUUGAGAAGCCCUGUACUUCAGCAUGCAACGCAUCUGGAAAGGGACCAGGUUUUACUCCCCACCAGAUCCCUUAAAGAGUCUACUGUCUUCCGAAACCCAGUCGGGUAAACAUUGAAUUGGAAGGGCCAUUCCUCUCUCCCCCAAUCACUGCGUUUGUCUGUCACGUGCCUAAGCCCAGGUGGCUUCAGGAAGGAAGCCUCUCAGCUGAAUCUAUUUCCCAGAUUGCUGACCUCCCCACCUCUGCCUCCUGUGAGGAAGGAGCCAGGCUUGGGGCUAAAAGAGUGGUGUUCUUAAGAAGCUCGGGGAGCCGGUUUCCAGAAAUCAAACAUCAGUUAGUUUUCAUGUUUUUUAAAUCACAUGGGCAGGUUUCAAGUUCCUCCUUUUGCAGGCGCAUUAAUAUUUGGCAUUCGUUUUCUGUGUUUUCUGCCUCUGCGGAGAGCUGGGAUCACGAUUCCCGGGCGGGGGAGCAGCGCGCCCAGGUGCGCGGAGUUCUCCUGCGGGCGCCCGCGGCUAACGCCGCCAAGUCUCCAGCUGAGCGCAGCAGAGAUGAAGCCUCCAGGGGCCGCUCCUCGCCGCCCAGAGCCGGGCUUCCUUCCUCGGUACGUGCAGAGACUAGAAAACAGUUCUUUAGACACCGCAGUGACCGAGACCGCUCUACGCCCCCUUCCCCUGAGCAGGUGCUCGGAACUGGGCGAGCUCGGCGGUGAGGCGGACCCGGGCGCCACCUGCUGUCCAUCGCGCCUAAACCACGAGAAUGUAAAGGGAAAAAAUUGCUUUGCAAUUCACUGGCCUCCCCAGCAGACAAGUCCAGGGACAGAAAGUGCACCAAACACCGAGGAAGUGGAUUUGCUGAACUUCUUCCCUGUACCUGAGAGAAAAUCAGUUCCUCCUCAUCCUCACAAAACAAAAUCUAAGGGACAAACUCUGACCACCUACUCUCAGAGAGGACACAGGCACACAUUUUCAUGUCACGCUCCUGGGAAUGGAAGUGAAGAAAACCUCUUAUGGGGGAAAGCACUUCAGCCACCCCUGAACAAAGGAAUUUCUAACGCUGACUGUCUGCAUGGUGAGAGAAGAAGAAAUAGAGGGGGGCAGGAAAAGGAAAACAAGGGCAAAAUCUCAUCCAGCUGACUCUGCCCCCCUUUUAUUGAAGGAGAUUUCCAGGAAGUCCCAUCUCUGUGUGCCUCUACUGCAUCAGAUGGCUAUGUUUUCUGCAAGAUGGCUAUUAUGUGCCUGAGAUUGUGGGGUACAAAACAUUUGCAUGUUGUAUUUAUUGUUCAUAACAGCCCUGUAAGGAAGACCUUUUCAACCCUGGGUUCUAGUUUCAUCCUUGCUGUUAUACAGCUAAGUAAUAUGAGAUAAUCACUUUCCUCCUGGCCCCCAGUUUUCUCACUUGUUUUAUGAGGGUCUAGACUAAAUAAGGAGUCCUUAACUUAAGGUCUAUAUACCCCUGUGGGGACCGUGGAUAAAAUUCAGGCAGGAGCAGAGUUCCCUUCGUGGCUCAAUGGUAAUGACUAGUAUCCAGGAGGAUGCAGGUUCGAUCCCUGGCCUUGCUCAGUGGGUCAGGGAUUAGGCAUUGUCAUGAGC